AUGGCGGAAGAGGUCGCGCGGUCGCGGCAGUAUGCGUACCAGCAGAACUCCAACUUGGUCCUCCAGGCCGACAGCGAGUCGCGUCGACGGCCCGAUGAGCCCACGGGCGAGGUGGAGUCGCUGGCGGGCAAGAUCAGCUACCGCAUGGGCGACCGCGCGCAGAAGGCGACGCCGCAGAGCAGUCGCAAGCGCGACAAAGAAGGGGACGCGGACGCGCGGUCCGCAGCGAAGCACAAGCGGAAGAAGCGACGUGGCGACGCGGACGACAGCACGAGUCGAGGCGACGGCGUGUUGUUCACCGCGACGGGCGGCCUGGCAACUGUCAAAAGUAAUAUUCUAAAAGAGAGUUCGGUGUUUGAGUCGGCCGCUUACCGCCCGCGCAAUGCCGCGAGUCAGGACGCGUACGAGCAGAUUCUGAGCGUCGUGGCGCAGCAACUGGGCGCCCAGCCAGGCGAGAUCUUGGCCGGUGUCGCCGAAGAAGUGCUGGCGAUUUUAAAGACGGACGCGUACCGAGACGACGAGAAGCAUCGGGAGGUGCAAAAACUGCUCAAGAGCAUAUCGACGCACACGUUUAGUCAGGUGGUGGCCGCUGGGAAGAAGAUUACGGACUUUUAUGUGGACGGUAGCGACCAGAAGAAGAUGAAGAAGAAGGACGAGGGGCGGGAAGACGCGGCGGUGGUCGAGAGUGAGGAAGAAGUGGACAAGGAGAUGGGCGUGGCGGUGGUCUUUGAUGACGAAGACGAGGAGGAGGAGUCGGAUCUGGAUGAAGUGCGGGACGGCGACGAAGACGACGAGGACGACGAUGAGGAGGUGGAAGAGUAUGGGGCCAUGGUGGCUGGACGUGAAGCUAUGAAGAUGAAGGACGGAUACGACGAGGAAGAGGACGUUGAUGCGCAGCACCGUCUGGACGUGCAUGCAAUUGAUGCUUUUUGGCUUCAGCGGGAGCUGUCCAAGUUCUACAAGGACGCGGAGAUUAGUGCCAAGCUUGCGGAAGAUGUGCUGAGCAUUCUGAAAGAAGCAGGGUGUGACCUUAGUGCAUGCGAAAACAAACUGGUGUUGCUGCUCGAUUACGACAAGUUCGACUUUAUCAAACUGUUGCUAGAAAACAGAGCGAAAGUACUGUACUGCACGAGGCUGAAACAGGCUCAGAACGACGAAGAGCGACGUCGUAUCGAAGAAGAAAUGCGCGUCGACGAGACGCUGGAUAACGGCGAAGGGAAGGCUAUCUUAGAUCAGUUGCGCACGACGUCGUCGGCUGACUCGUGGAUGCAGGAUCGUAUUGGCGCAAGAGAGACCACGUCCCGCGCGGAGGCUAACAAGCUGCGGAAAUUACAACAUAAACCUGGUGGGCAGCGCGCGAAGGCUCGUGGCAAUGAGUCUGAUGACGAUGUCGAUAUGGACGAUGUGAGCAGGGAUGUCAUCGAAGAGGCAAAAGAAGACGCGCAGACGAGAAAACCACAGCGAUAUGUGGAUGUCGAGUCUCUUGCUUUUCAGGAAGGCGGGCAUCUGAUGAGCAACCGUGAAUGCCGCUUGCCUGAAGGCACAUGGCGUGCGCAGAAAAAGGGUUAUGAAGAGGUCCACGUGCCUGCCGUUCGCACGAAGAUGGCUGUUGGUGAAGAAAAAGCGCGCAUCAAGAUCUCAACGCUACCAAGGUGGGCACAGGGUGCUUUCAAUGGCAUGGAAUCGUUGAACCGUGUGCAGUCGAAGAUGUUUUCUGCAGCUUUUGAAACAAGUGAAAAUCUGUUACUGUGUGCUCCUACAGGCGCGGGUAAGACGAAUGUCGCGAUGCUGACAAUCUUGCAUGAGGUCAUGAAGGCUCGUGAUUCAGAAACUGGCAAAAUUGAUUUGGAUUCGUUCAAGAUUGUCUAUGUGGCCCCGAUGAAGGCGCUCGUGCAAGAAGUUGUGCUAAAUUUUUCCGCUAGAUUGUCUGAUGCCUACGGCAUUCAGGUUCGAGAGCUGUCCGGUGAUCAGAAUCUGUCUCGCGAGCAACUAUUUAGCACACAGAUCAUAGUCACGACUCCCGAAAAGUGGGAUAUUAUCACGCGCAAGUCCGGAGACGACCGCACGUACACUCAGCUUGUGCGUCUAGUGAUCAUUGACGAAAUUCAUUUGCUGCACGACACACGUGGUCCAGUGUUGGAGGCUCUAGUUGCCCGUACCAUUCGGAAUGUGGAAGCCACGCAGCAAAUGGUUCGACUUGUGGGCCUUUCUGCUACACUUCCGAACUACGAGGACGUAGCAGCGUUCCUGCGUGUCGAUCCCGCUCAAGGGUUAUUUUACUUUGAUUCCAGCUACCGUCCUGUGCCUCUUCAACAGCAGUACAUUGGUAUCAUGGAAAAGAAAGCAGUCAAACGUUUCGCGUUGAUGAAUGAGAUUUGUUAUGAAAAGGUGAUGGAACAGGCAGAGUUGGACAACCAGGUUCUCAUAUUUGUGCAUUCGCGUAAGGAGACUGCCUCGACAGCACAGGCGUUACGAGACUUGUUUUUGGAGAACGAUGCGCUCGCUAGACUGAUUAAGCCAAAUUCUGCCUCCAGUGAGGUGCUUCUGCAGGAAGCCGACAAAAUUGAGCACAAUGAUACCUUGAAGGACCUUCUCCCCUAUGGCUUUGGAAUCCAUCACGCUGGAAUGAAGCGCCAAGAGCGCACCCUGGUGGAAAAUGCGUUUGCCGAUGGUCACUUGAAGGUUCUCGUCAGUACUUCGACGUUGGCGUGGGGUGUUAAUUUGCCGGCGCACACGGUGAUAAUUAAGGGCACGCAGGUUUACAACGCAGAAAAGGGUGACUGGUGUGAACUCAGUUCGUUGGACAUAUUACAAAUGCUGGGUCGUGCCGGUCGUGUGCAGUUUGACACGCAAGGCGAGGGUAUUAUUAUUACGCAGCACUCGCAGCUGACCUAUUACUUGUCGUUAAUGAACCAGCAGCUGCCGGUGGAAUCGCAACUUAUGGGAAAGCUCGCUGAUAACCUGAACGCUGAAAUUGUGGCGGGUGGCGUGCAGAAUGUGUCUCAGGCAGCGACGUGGCUAGGCUAUACGUAUUUAUUUAUUCGCAUGCUGCGCAAUCCGACAUUGUACGGUGUAUCUGUCGCCGACCGCAACGAAGACCCUACGCUGCUGCAGUAUCGCGCAGAUUUGGUGCACUCGGCUGCAACAGUGCUGGCGAAACAUAACCUGAUUAAGUACGAGCGGCGCUCGGGAUCGUUUCAAGUAACAGCGCUUGGUCGCGUGGCAAGCCAUUAUUACAUUGUUCACGACUCGAUCAGCACGUACAAUGAGUACCUGAAACCCCACAUGUCAGAUAUCGAGAUUUUACGGCUGUUUUCUCUUUCGAAUGAGUUCAAGUAUGUUAUUGUCAGAUCAGAGGAGAAGUUGGAGCUGGCAAAGCUUUUGGAACGUGUGCCCGUUCCAGUGAAAGAAUCUUUGAUGUCCACAGCUCCUGGCAGUGUGGCAGUUGGGAGUGGCUCAGCAAAGGUGAACGUUUUAUUACAAGCUUACAUUUCGCGACUGAGGUUAGAUGGUUUUGCGCUUUUGGCAGACAUGGCGCACAUUCAUCGAUCGGCAGCACGCAUUUUCAGAGCACUAUUUGAGAUUUGCUUAAACCGAGGCUGGGCCUCGCUUGCUGAGCGAAUGCUCAGUUUUUGUAAGAUGGUAGACAAGCGCAUGUGGCUUUCACACUCACCUCUUCGUCAGUUCGCUCCUGGACUGUCCGAAAAUAUCCUUAAGCGCAUUGAGAAGAAAGACAUUUCGUGGGAAAAAUACAACGACUUGGAGCCCGCUGAUCUUGGCCAGCUCAUUAACAACCCACACUAUGGAAAACAGCUUUACAAGCUAAUUCAUCAGUUUCCAAAAUUAGAGCUUUCGGCUCAUGUGCAACCGAUUACGCGCUCAAUGCUGAAGGUAGAUCUGGUUGUGACGCCUGAUUUCGAGUUUUCCCGGGAAGUGCACGGUAAUGCUGAGGGGUUUUGGGUGUUUGUACAAGACGUAGACGGUGAGACGAUUCUUCAUCACGAAUGGCUGUUGAUAAAGCGCCGUUUUGCUUCAUUGGAAACGUACCUGAGUUUUACGAUGCCAUUGUUUGAGCCUCUGGCUCCUCUGUACUACAUCAAGGUAAUUUCUGACAAGUGGAUCCACUGCGAAAGCUCGCUGCCGGUGUCGUUCCACAAGCUUAUUCUCCCGCAAAAGAAUGUGCCUCCGACUGAACUGUUAGACCUCCAACCACUCUUUGUCAAUAACGUUCUCUUAAAGCUUGCAGGUGGCAAGAGGGAGGUUGCGGAGUCCAUUCUGAAGUCUCUUUCGUAUGCCAAUAAAGCUACAAACUCGUGGCGGUUCAAGCGCUUUAACCCUAUCCAAACACAGGUUUUGCCUCGCUUGCUCGAAUCUGAGAGCAAUCUUCUUAUUGGCUCUCCACCCGGAAGUGGCAAGAGUGUUUUAGCAGAGCUUGCUAUUGUUAAAACACUGCUUUCCCUGGGCCAACCUGACAUGAAGAGCAACGAGUACGGUGAACACUUGAUCGUAUAUUUGAGUCCAAAAGAAGCUAUUUGUCAUGAAAAAAAAGAUGACUGGUAUGCUAAAUUUGGCGAGGAAAGUUUUUGGCGACAAAAGGUCGUUGAGCUCACAGGUGACUCGACCGCCGAUUUGCGAUUACUUGCUAGUGCAAACAUUCUGAUUGCAACACCCGCUCAGUGGGACAUGCUCUCCCGGCGCUGGAAGCAGCGUAAGCGCAUCCAAAAUAUCAGCUUGUUCCUUUUGGAUGAAGCUCACUUUGUGGGUGGCGGCGAAUAUGGACCUACCAUUGAAAUCGUCAUGUCGCGCAUGAGGUUUAUUGCUGCCGACGUGGUCAAAAAGAAGAAAGCAGCCGGUGAGCGGGGUGAGCGAAUGCGCAUUUUGGCUCUGAGUAAUCCCAUCGCGAACGCCCGUGACGUUGGUGAGUGGCUCGGCGCCAGUGAAUCGGACGGUAUUUUCAAUUUCCACCCUAAUGUCCGCCCGCAGCCGAUGGAAAUUCGAGUACAAGGCUUUGAGGUCACCGACUUUUCGUCCCGCAUGCUAGCAAUGGCUAAGCCUUUGUACAACGCUGUCGCAAUUCAAGCGGAAAGGAAGCCUGUUGUAAUUUUUGUACCGUCAGCUAAGCAGGCCCAGCUAAGCGCGAUCGAUUUAAUCACCUUUUCUUUGGCUGAAAACGACCCGCAAAAGUUUGUGACUCACUCCGCGAAGGACAAGGUGAAGUUGCCGUUGGACGAAGCUGCAUUGCUACACACGAUGGAAAAUGGCGUGGGCUAUUGCACUGACACGAUGGCUUCGCAAAAUCGUGACUAUGUGCUGAACAGGUUCGCAGCCGGCAAAUUACAAGUGUUGGUUGUUCCGCAAUCAAUGGCAUGGGAACUACGAAGUGCUCAGAUCAAUGCGUAUAUGGUAGCUAUCAUGGGUACGCAAUAUUACGACGGCCGAGAGCACCGGUAUGUGGGUUACCAACUCGCUGACGUAUUCCGUAUGACCAAGUUUGCCAACCAUGCUGCUUCUUCUGCAGUGAAGUGUGUCCUUUUCUGUCACGCUUCAAAGAAGAAGUUUUAUGCAAAUUUCCUAUACGACCCUUUACCGGUGGAAUCGCAACUUGAGCACUUUCUGAGCGACCACAUUAAUGCUGAGAUUGUGACGAAGAGCAUUGAGAGCAAGCAGGAUGCAGUGGACUACCUCACGUGGACCUUCAUGUAUCGUCGGUUCAUGAAGAAUCCCAAUUACUACAACUUACAGGGCGCAACUAAUGUGCACUUAUCCGACCACUUGUCAGAGCUCGUGGAGACCACUGUCAAUGCAUUAGAAGAGUCUCGCUGUAUUCAUGUUGUCGAAGAAGAGGGAGAUGAAGAAAACGAAGGUGAGGAACGUCUUAUGCCUUUGAACCUUGGUAUGAUCGCAGCGUAUUACUACAUCAAGUACGUCACGAUUGAGCUGUUCGCGUGCAGCCUAAAGGCAGAUUCGAAAGUGCGUGCACUUUUGACCAUUUUGUCAUCUGCUACCGAGUUCAGCGACCUGCCUAGUCGAUUCGGUGAAGACAAGAAGCUGGAGGGUUUGGCCAAGCAUCUCAAGUUUCCUGUAGCAGCUGGGGGAGACUACGGUCAGGCCCAUGUGAAAACGAAUGUGCUGCUGCAGGUUCACUUUAGUAAGCAACACGACCGCCUGAGCCCAGCGCUACGCCAGGAUUUGGACUUCAUUCUGCGCCACGCCGUCCGUCUUUUGCAUGCUAUGGUGGACGUGAUCAGUUCCAACGGGUGGCUCAAACCCGCGCUUGCAGCCAUGGACCUUGCACAGAUGGUCGUGCAAGCACAAUGGAGCAGUGAUUCGCCGUUGCUUCAGAUUCCCUAUUUCAAUCGAGAAACGCUCGAGAAACUAGGCACUAUGGAUCUGAAAGAGGACAUCGAGACUCCUGUCGAUAUAUUGAGUAUGGAAGAUGAUGCUCGAAUGAAGCUCUUGCCUCUAGACACGCUGAAGAUGUCAGCUGUUGCAAAGUUCUGUAACGCUUUUCCGGAUGUGACUGUGCAAACGACGAUUCAGCUAGAUGGCAAAGAUCUGCCGCAGGGUUCUAUCGUGAGUGUCAAGGUGCAGCUCGAACGGGAAGGAGUUGACGAAGAGGACGAUGAAGAGGUGGAACGGGACGAGUCGAAGGAGCUAGGUCUUGUGAAUGCGUGUCAUUAUCCCGUGAAGAAAGCUGAAAACUGGUGGGUGGUUCUAGGUGAUUCCUCGAAGAACACGUUAUUGAGCAUCAAGCGCGUACCUUUCGCAAGUGCACGGGCAAACGUAGCUCUGCAAUUCACUGCGCCGGACGAAAUUGGUGCCCACACCUUCCAGCUCUACGUGAUCUGCGAUGGCUACGCUGGCUGUGACCUGGAGAACGAGAUCGAAAUCAUGGUUGUCCAGAGCGAGGACACAGACGAAGAAGAGGUAGAAGAGAACGACAAAGAUGAAUAG
Molecule: messenger RNA, 6954 nt
Organism: Peronospora matthiolae
Lineage: Eukaryota; Oomycota; Peronosporomycetes; Peronosporales; Peronosporaceae
Source: the annotation of a GenBank genome assembly